Molecule: messenger RNA, 650 nt
Organism: Arachis ipaensis
Lineage: Eukaryota; Viridiplantae; Streptophyta; Magnoliopsida; Fabales; Fabaceae
Source: RefSeq, a predicted model, not a curated record
GCAAUUUGAGUCAAGUAUUUUCUUCUCAAUUGAAUUACUGCCCCCACAUUCCUCGCUUGCUGUUUCCUAUCACUUUCUUUCUUUCUCUCUCUCACAAUCACAAUGAACAACAACGCUGGGUAUUCUAAAAUAAGUAGUGCCCACAAAUCAAGAUCUAUAGAUUUCUCAUCAGCUGCCAAUAACGGAGGAGGAGAGAAAUUUGGUGUGAUAUUGGGAAGGACUGGUUCAGUUUCUUCUUCUGGCGGGUUUCUCAAGAAGGCAUUCUCAAUGAGAAGAUCUUCAUCGGUUUCAGAGAGGUACUGUAGGAUCCAUGACCACCAUUACGUGGCAAUAACAUCACCGGAAAGUGAUGUUCCGGUGAGGGCAAAGAAGAAGCACAGUUCUGGAAGGGAAGGAAGCAAGAUCUUUAAAGCUUGUAAGCGUCUUCUUGGACUCUAGUAGUGCUCUUUUGAAACCUACAGAAAUGUUAGAAGAAAAAAAAAAAAAAGAGUCAAAAUUUAUCUUAUUUAGUAUUUAUUAAUUAUCGCAACGAUUAAUAAAUUUUAAAUAAAAUAAGUAAUAAUUAUUUUUGGCUAAUUUUUUUUUAGUUAAUAAACAUUUUCGGAGACGUACCUACAACUUUAUUUAUCAUAUAAUCAUUUCAGUAAUGU